GGAGGGGGCGGGCUCCUGCGCUCCGCGGCGAGUAAGCCAGUGCCGCCCUCCGGAUCCCGGCUUCGGUCCGACGCUCAAGGGCCCCCGCUGGCUCCGCCUGCAGGCGCCACGCUCCUGAGGAGCAGGCCUGGCUCCCGAGUGCCCGGAAAUGGAACUGUUGACAUUCAGGGAUGUGGCCAUUGAUUUCUCUGAAGAGGAGUGGGAAAGCCUGGAGCCUGCUCAGCAGAAUUUAUAUAGAGACGUGAUGUUAGAGAACUACAGGAACCUGGUCUUCCUGGCCACAACUUCUCAUCAUACUCAUGAAUCUCCACCAGAGCAGGGAAUAAAAUAUUUAUUUCAAAAAAUGAUGAAGGGAAGAUACCAUGGCAGUGAUAAGCCCUACAAAUUUGAAGAAUGUGGCAGAAUUUUUAAACAACAAUCACCCCCUGUUAAGCAUCAGAGGAUUCGUGCUGCAGUGAAGCUCUGCAAGUGUAAAGAAUGUGGCAAAGCCAUUAACAAUUGCUCAACCCUUUCUAAACAUCUCAGGUGGCAUAGCAGUGCCAAAAAAAAAAGCUCACGUGAUACUCAACACCAGAUACUUUGUACUGGAGACAGAUCCUACAAAUGUAAGGAAUGUGCCAAAGCCUUAAAGAAUUUUUCAGUCCUUACUCAACACCAAAGUACUCAUGCUGGAAAGAAGAAGUACAACUGUGAAGAAUGUGGCAAAGAUUUUCAUAUAAGAUCAUUGCUUACUGGACACCAGAGAAUUCAUACAGGAGAGAGGCCCUACAAAUGUGAAGCAUGUGGCAAAGCUUUUAGUCAAAGAGCAAGCUGUACUGUACACCAGAGAAUUCAUACUGGAGAACGGCCCUACAAAUGUGAAGAAUGUGGCAAAAGUUUUUAUCAAAGCUCAAAGCUUACUCUGCAUGAGAGAAUUCAUACUGGAGAGCGGCCCUACACAUGUGAAGAGUGUGGCAAAGGUUUUAAACAAAGAUCAUCUUUUAAGGAACACCAGAAAAUUCAUACUGGAGAUCGACCCUACAACUGUGAAGAAUGUGGCAAAGCUUUCAAACAAAGAUCAUAUCUUAAGGAACACAAGAAAAUUCAUACUGGAGAUCGACCCUACAACUGUGAAGAAUGUGGCAAAGCUUUUAAACAAAGAUCAUAUCUUAAGGAACACCAGAAAAUUCAUAGUGGAGAGUGGCCCUACAACUGUGAAGAAUGUGGCAAAGGUUUUAGUUACAGAUCAAACCUUACUCUACACCAGAGAAUUCAUACUGGAGAGCGGCCCUACACGUGUGAAGAAUGUGGCAAAGCUUUUAGCCAAAGAGGAAGCCUUACUCAACACCUCAAAAUUCAUUCUGGAGAGAAGCCCCACACAUGUGAGGAAUGUGGCAAAGGUUUUAAACAAAGAUCAUAUCUUAAGGAACACCAGAAAAUUCAUACUGGAGAGAAGCCCUACAACUGUGAAGAAUGUGGCAAAGGUUUUCAACAAAGAUCAUAUCUUAAGGAACACCAGAAAAUUCAUACUGGAGAAAAGCCCUACAACUGUGAAGAAUGUGGAAAAGGUUUUAGUUACAGAUCAAACCUUAGGAUACACCAGAGAUUUCAUACUGGAGAGAAACCCUACACAUGUGAAGGAUGUGGCAAAGGUUUUAAGCAAAGAGCACAUCUUAAAGAACACCAGAAAAUUCAUAUUAGAGAGAAGUCCUACAAAUGUAAAUAAUAUAACAAAACUUAAUGAAAUGCAAAGACUUACUUCACAUCACAGUGUUCAUACUGGAGAGAAGCCCUACAAAUGUGGAGGAUGUGGCAAACCUUUAAUCAAAGAUCAUACCUUAUAUACUAGCAAGGAAUUCACACUGGAAACAGUCCCUACACAUGUGGAGAAUGUGGUAAAGGCUUUUAUUACAGAUCAAACCUUACUAUAUACCAGAGAAUUCAUACUGGAGAGAAGCCCUUCAAAUGUGGAGAAUGUGGCAAAGGUCUUAACCAAAGAUCAUAUCUUAUCGACCACCAAAGAAUUCAUACUAGAGAGAAGUCAUACCAUUGUAAAGAAUGUGGCAAAGGUUUUGAUUGAAGAUCAUACUGGAGAGGACAUUUGCAAAUGAUUCAUUGUGCCAGUGACACUAAGGAUGGUUCAACUCACAUUCCAUGCCAGAGGAAUCAUAGCAAAUAGAAAUAGAAAUGUAAAAAAAGUGACAAAGUCCCCAACAGUUGUUCAUUCACACCUUGUUCCACCCCUGAAAAUUCAUACUUUGAGAGUACAAGUGGAAAAAUUGUCACAAAGCUUUUAACCAUUGUUCAAACAUUACUAAGAACUGAAGAAUUCAUAAUGCAUAGAAACCUUAAAUAUGUAAGUAAUGUGUCCAAGCCUUUAAUCAAAUUCCAAACAUUCUUCAAAAUAUGAAACUUCAUACAUGUAGUGAAUGUGGAAUAACAUUUGUCCAAAAUAUAUACCUUUGAUAACAGAAAAAUAAAGUAAAAAUUCUUUUCAAACAUAAAAGUAUACUAAAGUCUUUAUGUAUACCACAUAUCUUGAUGUGUAUGAGGAUUAUUGAGAGGAAUCACUUUAAUAAAGAAAAUGGGUAAUUGACUUUUAAGUUUUGCUUAAAAUUUAUUAAACAUCAUUGACUGAUGUGGUAGAAAUAAUGAAAUCCUCAUAGAAAUUGUAUAGUGCAGACAGAUGAUCACUGAAAGGAUAUUAGCUUAUUUAAAUCAAACAUUACCAAAUAACCCUCACCUGAAAUCUGGAGAAAACAUGAUUAUCAUAGUUGUUUAUAUCAGAAAUCUAAUUUGGGGGGGAUUUCCAGAUGGUGGAAUAGAGGACAUCACUUUUCUGGCUGCUUUGUGGCUUGAAACCAGGAAAGGCAGCUUCUCUGCAAAAUGUGUGAAAAAUAGGGACAUUACUGGGAGUUAAUACUGGACAUUCAAAACAGGGGGGGUACUCAGGAGGUUGGAUUCAAUAAAAUAAAGAUGAAAUCCCCAGCACCAACUGAAAUGGACCCUCUGCAAGAAGAUCAAGAGGGAUAGGG
This is a messenger RNA of Sciurus carolinensis (gray squirrel), 3014 nucleotides long. RefSeq names its product zinc finger protein 93-like. The record is from RefSeq and is a predicted model, not a curated record. Bases 149 to 1705 code for a protein of 518 amino acids. Lineage: Eukaryota; Metazoa; Chordata; Mammalia; Rodentia; Sciuridae. Gene Ontology annotation, biological process: negative regulation of transcription by RNA polymerase II. The transcript is spliced from 4 exons. Gene Ontology annotation, molecular function: DNA-binding transcription repressor activity, RNA polymerase II-specific.